This is a messenger RNA of Cygnus olor (mute swan), 3616 nucleotides long. It is a transcript of the gene CERKL, whose product is annotated as ceramide kinase like. The record is from RefSeq and is a predicted model, not a curated record. Bases 470 to 1822 code for a protein of 450 amino acids. Gene Ontology annotation, molecular function: kinase activity. The transcript is spliced from 13 exons. NCBI's taxonomy places the organism in Eukaryota, Metazoa, Chordata, Aves, Anseriformes, Anatidae.
ACGUAGUGCCGAAGGAUAUUGGUGAUGCUAAAAGAUUUUGUGGAUUCAGCUGGAGACUGAAGGCCUCAUUUGAGAGCUGUUAAAUACCUAGAAACCACAGUCCAUUCUGGGUAUCCCAAAUGAAAACAGGUGGGGAGUAGAAGAGUAUUAGAGAGAAAUAGAAAAAAUGCUUGCUCGAUUCCUUCUCUUCUCUUACCAUCUGCUUAUGGCUAUGGUUUGACACAGGAUACUGGGACAGAUGGACUCUUGCUCUGAGCUGAUAUUGCUGGUCUUAUGUACCAGAAAACAGCUAAAUUAUAUUUAAACUAUAUUUUAUGUAAAAGAUCACACAUUACUCGUCUGCAACUCUACCUGUAUUUGCACUAUUAAGCAAGUUUUCUUGGUAGAAUUUGUACGUCAGUGUUUGCCUAGCCUCCAUCUGCAAGCUGAUUCCAGUACGGUUCUACAGGAUGAAGAGGAGAUUAUUGAGAUGAAGGAUGUAUUUUCAGUCAAACUAAAACGUCGUCGUUUUGUGGGACAGAAAAAAGGUGGUACUUUAUUGGGUAUCACUAUUUUUAAAUGCUUGCAUAAAGAAGAGAAUAAACUAACAGACUGUGCUGUCCAUUUAAACAACUUAAGUGAAGAUCACUGUAAUUCAUGGUUUAGACAUCUAAAGGAAAUUUUGAAUGGCUUUCAAAAUAGACCAAAAUCCUUAAAAGUAUUUGUUAAUCCAAGCAGCCACAAACGAGAAGCCACUCAUGUUUAUUAUGAAAAAGUUGCACCACUUUUUAAACUUGCUGACAUCAAAACUGAUGUCACAGUAACUGAAUAUGAAGGACAUGCUCUCUCGGUACUGAAAGAAUGUGAACUCCAGGCAUUUGAUGGGGUAGUUUGUGUCGGUGGAGAUGGAUCUGUCAGUGAAGUUGCUCAUGGUCUGCUACUUAAAGCCCAGAUAGAUGCUGGAAAAGGUACAGACUAUAUACCAGCGCCUGUCAGAGCAUCAGUCCCUCUUGGAGUAAUACCAGCAGGUACUACUAAUAUUUUGGCCCACACUCUGUAUGGUAUUAAACAUGCAGUGACUGCAACGCUGCACAUUGUAAUGGGUCAUAUUCAACCAGUAGAUGUCUGUACUUUCAGUACUCCAAGCAAGCUUUUGCGUUUUGGGUUCUCGGCUAUGUUUGGUUUUGGUGCAAGGACUCUAGCUUUGGCUGAAAAGCACCGUUGGAUGCCCUCCAAUCAGCGGAAGGAUUUUGCUUUUAUCAAAACACUGGCAGAUCUCAAGCCAGAGGAAUGUGAAUUAUCAUUUCUACCUCUACAAAUUCCACAGGAAGACUCUCAUGAAAAUGACAGAAAGAAGAAAGGGAAAAACAAAAAAAAAGGUAGCAAGGAUCAAUGGCAGAUAAUUCAGGGUCACUUCCUGAAUGUGAGCAUUAUGGCAAUCCCUUGUCUGUGUUCAAUGGCACCAAGAGGCUUGGCACCUAAUACGAGGUUGAACAAUGGAAGCAUGGCUCUUAUUGUUGUACAAAAUACUUCUCGAACUGAGUUUAUAAAACACCUGAAAAGAUAUGCCAGUGUAAAAAAUCAGUUCAAUUUUCCCUUUGUUGAGACCUACACAGUUCAAGAAGUAAAACUGCAACCAAGAUGUAUAAGUGGGCUUGAUGCCAAGGAAGAUACGUAUUUGAAUGCCACUUCUGCAGAAGGAAAUUACCCUUGGAAUAUAGAUGGGGACUUAAUGGAAGAAGCAUCAGAAGUUCAUGUUCGGGUGCAUCCUCAACUUAUUAAUCUCUAUGGAGUGAACACUGAUGACCUGGAGAGUUCCAAAGCAACAUGCAGUUGCAUAUAGAAGGGACACACUGCACAUUCUGUAUUAGAGCUCUUUUCUUAUCCGUAUGCACUUCUGUCUAAAGUCCCAGUUUUGAACUCAUUGAACUCAGUUGUAGCAAAAGGGAUGUUUAUAGUAUUUCUGGCUUUAAAUUUUUAUCAAGUUAUAUAUAUUUUUUUAUCAAGAUAUAUUUAAAGAAGCAUUAUUAGACUUAACAAGAAAAAACGAAAAGUGAUUAUAUGGGUUUCUUUUAUAAAUUUUGGGUUCUAAAAAUGCCCAUCAAAAUACAUGAAAACUUCCGUGAUUUUUCUCUUUAAAAUUGUUCAAGCUUCUGCAAUAAAUAUAAUAUGAGGUAUUUUUAAGGCUGCUGUUAUUCAUGUUGUCAGGUUACUCAGUUCAAAUAGAACUAGUGAGUGGAAAUACAGAAAUGCAGUCAAAAUGUGGAUUUCUGAUAAGGGAUUUCCAUUUCUAGGUAUCGCUUUUAAUGUUGCUUUAAUAUGUUUGCUUUCGAGUUUUUUUCUAGUCAAACAGUAAGGAAGAAAGGAUAUGCUGAUGAGUUACACAGCUUUUCUUUGGUGAAAGUUAUUUUAAAGACUACUCUUUGUACAAGAUAAAUAUUUAACAAUAUUUAAUGUAUACUGAAGGGAGAUAUUGGAGAACUGGAGGGAUAUUAAGCACAUUUUUUGUUGCUGAGAAUAAAGUUAUGAUAAAUGAGUUAUUUGGUAACUGAGUUAUUUUGGUAACUAUUUUUAUAUUUUGGUAAUAUUUUUAUAAGUGAUUUUUUAGGUAACUUUACUACAACUAUUUGAGAUGAAUGCAAAUUAAGACUGUUUCUGGAAACUGUUUUCCUUUGAGAUGAUGAAAAGUAGCAGCCUGGUGAGUUUGUCUGUCUGCAGGGCCACAGGGGUGAUGCAUGUAGUUGUGUUCACUUGUCUGUGAAUUGUUAAGAAAAAGGCUGAUACAUAAUGGUGUGAAAGCUGUGCUAUCUCAUGUCUGGAAGAAGUUGCUUGAAGUUAUUUGUUUGGAAAGAAGUUAAGUAUAAUGUGAAAUCCAAUUGUUUAAGGUUUUAUUAAAUCAGGGUGUAAGCCUUUACAUGGGAUCUGUAUUUUACUUGAUUUUAAAUCCUGUGAAAAAUUCUUACUGAUGAUAAGUAAGCUAGAUGAACACGUGGUGCUCCUGAAGUAUUGCAGAUGGUUAUUUGUGUUCUAAGAACAAGCUGUUACUUGCUGGAAAUCUCAUACAGUUCCUGUGGACAAACCUGGCUGGCAGUAAAGGCUGCAAUUGGACAAUAAAAUGCUUGUUUCAUAGGCAAUUGUUACAAGAACCUUGCAGCUACUGUUCUCUUCUCUGCACUGGAGUUAGUGACUACAGAGCAGGGUCAGCAUCCUUCAGAUUGAAUGAGGCCUCAGCAGGGCUGUAGCCCAACCUCCUGCUCCAAGUGGUCCAGCUAUGAGAUCAGAGCUGGUUGUUCAGGGCUUUCAUCCGGUCUGGUCUCAAAACCUCCAAGGGUGGUGAUGAUGGCACAAUCUCUUCGAGCCCCUGCUCCAAAGCCAAGCUGUCCUCAUGGGGAAGAAGAUGUUCAUGACGUCCGGGUGGAGCCUCCCAUUUUCAGUUGAUACCUGUUCUCCAAGUCACAGUGAGUAGUCUCCAAUUACGCUUCUAUAAUUGAUACUAUAUUGCAUCAAAUAUUUUAACAUUCAUGGCAAUUCAAACUAAACUUCGUAAAGCUGUCUGAGAAAAAUAUUCCAACUACAUGCAGUAGAUUUAACUGCUUUUAUUACACAAUUGAAAAAUUAACAAGAUUUGAAAACAAAA